AUGCGGUGUUGGAGAUUAUCGUGCUGCCCGCUUAGCCCAUCUCUUUUCCAAGGACUCACAACAUCCAUCCAUCCACCCACCACUUUUCUCUCCAAGAGAGAUUCAUCACGACCGUCUUAAGUACAGUCCUUGAUGUCCGCGCCCGGAUGGUUUGGUGUAACUGCUGUCGUCUUGUGUGCCGCAUUUUCCCGUGGGAGAGUGUGUGAUGCCUGCCUACCUACCUGCCUGCCUGGAUGGAUGGAUGGAUGGAUGGAUGGAUGUUGGACGACAAGGCGGCCUGUCGAGAUCCGUUGACGACAGAAGGAGGUAAGGCACGGGUGGAUGGAAGGAAACGAUGGUUCCAUCCAUCGCUUCUUUCUUUCUGUGUGCAUUCAAGGUGCGACCUUCUUCUCUGGCCUGUUAGCAACGAUGGCCGCCGCGAGCAGCAGCCGCACAAAUGAUGAAAUAGAACACAAGAUGAGGGCCAUGGCUGGCUUCGCUGCCCUGCGACGCCGACAGGCUCAGAGCCCUCAAGGCGAGGGCCGGGCAGAAGGACUGGCGGAAGCAGCUGAAGCAAAUCAAGACCAGUCUGAACAACAACGUGGAGGCGUCAGUCCGCGGCUCCAUCAACCUGGACAAGAAGGACACGAAAACAGCCGACGUCGCAUACGUGCGACAGGUCAGUCGGGCGCUGGAUCGAUUCACCUCACCCACACCACCACUGCGUGUGCAUCUCCCUGUCAUGGUUCAGUACACCUGCAGAGACAACCAUGGCGAGCCCUCCCUUUUGGCGUGCGCUGGCACCACUCAUGAUAUCUAUGGAAGGUAUCGCAGAUGCACACCCGAUACUCUGUCUAUUAGACUGUCCAUAUCAUACCUCAGAUGUCAGGAAUAUGACUCAGACGAGAUUCGGGCGGCUAAGCAUGCGGUGGACGGCGAGGGCGAGGGGCCCCGUCCAGACCCGGCCACUGCGGUGCGUGCCAUGGCCAGGGCACAGAUCGACCACGAGGACCACAUGCAGAUGGGCAUCGUCCACGCGGUCACCAUCCCACCACACGACCGCCCGUCUCAGGUCGCCGAAGGACUGCAACAACAUGACAGAGCUGUGCAUCAAUCGAGCCCUGGAGCGCAACGACGCCCACACUGACACAGCACGGCAUGGAUCGCAAGGAUCACACGGUACACACUGACACAGCUCGACCACCGGCACAAAAUGCCCAUGUGUUGGUCUCAUGUCUGCCUGGGUGGGUGGUGGUGUUUGAUCAGACGAUGGGGUGCCUCAUGAUGGCAGAGCUCAACGGGUCGCUGAAGAAGCGCGACGAGAACGCCAUGCGCAUGGUCUACAACGUCGGUCGCUCCGUCGUCAAAGCAGCACCUACACACCAUCACUCUGUCUAUGCAUGUCGUUUCUGUCAGCUUGGAGCCGUGCUAGACAGGGCACGCGCUUGCAUCCACCCCGUCACCGGUGUCCUGCCGCCACAGAUUGCCGAGCUCACCAUCGCACAGUUCAUGGGCGAGGCCGAUAAGGUACACACACAGAGAGAGAGAGAGAGUGAGAGGGCGGAGGUGCGAAGCCGUGCUGUUGUGUGUGUGUGCCGUCAGGUGAGGUCAAGGGUCCUCACGAUCAUGCGUAAGGUGGCGGCGCGGAUGCGCACAGACCGCAUCAUUUCGCUGACGGACGUCGACCCAGUAAAGGGCACUGACAAGGUGCGCAGUCGAUACAUUAUACCUUUCCAUCUCUCUCUCUCUCUCUGUGUGCGUCCGCGUGUGUGUGUGUGUGUGUGUUCAGGCGCCUUUGUCACGUCCAGCGAGACGACCAUCCCCGUGUGGCGGGCGGCACCUUCGUGCGUGCUCUUCGCGACGCCCAGCAGCAGGCGCCACCCCCCCGACACACCACCAGCAGCAGCAGGGUGGUGCGGCUCCCUCCACGGCGAGCCCACACGCACAGGACUGCCGGUCAUCCUGUCCCGUCCCCCAGCCCUACACAGCAGGAUGGCCACAAACCAGCAGGCAGCCCCCCCUCCCCCCCCCAACACACACACACAGAGACACACACGCCUCACACGCCUCACACGUAUGCUUUGGAUGGAUGUGUGUGUGCAGGGCGGGGGCGUCUCGUCCCUGACCCACGGCUAUGAAGGCCAUGAUGGUCAGCCGGCAAGACAGAAAGAGAGACGAGUCCAUCAAUGAAUCCUCUUUGUCUAUACGCCACUGUAUGUACUUACUGCAGAUGACGCCCACCAGUCGCCGUCGCAUGCUGCCGGUGCUGCUGCCCCUGCUGCUGCCGCUGCGCCCUUCAUUCCCUCUGCCAAUUUGGCGCCCGGCCCGGCCCCGAGCGUGGCGCCCAGAAGGAAAAGGAACAAGAGGAACCGGGCCAAGAGGGGCGGCGGGGCACAGGCCCAGACCGACGCCCCCUAGGCUAAGGGGAGGUAGGAGGGUGGAGGGAGGGUAGGGAGAGAGGGUAGAGGUGGAGGGGAGGGAGAGAGGGGAGGGAGAGAGGGGAGGGAGAGAGGGGAGGGAGAGAGGGGAGACUCACACACGCAGAGAGAGUUGAUACACAGACAGAAGCCUGCACACGCUUGUGCGCGUCGAUGUGUGUGUGUGUGUGUGUCUGUGUGUGUGUGUGUGCAGCCUUCCCGGGUGACGUCAAGGCGCUCUACCGCCGCGCAAAGGCCCACAUGUUCGAGUCCGACCUCAAGGCCGCCGCCGCCGACAUCCAGGCCGCACUCGCCAUCGAGCCGGCCAACACCGACAUACGUGGCCUCUACAACAAAAUCCGCGACAAAAUACAGUGAGUGCAGUGCUGAGCACACCACCGACAGAGACAGGGACAUGGGUGUGGUGGCUCAUGGCAUGUGUGUGUGUGUGUGUGUGGUGCAGGGGGUCCCGAUCUCUGCCCGACAAAGCUGGCGAGCUCGCCCAACAGACCGCCGCCGCCACCACGACAAAGAAGGCACGGAACAGACGAACCACAUCACACACGUUGAUAGACAGGGAGAGAUGUAGGCCAUGGGUGUGUUGUGUCGUGACAUGUGUUGUGUGUGUGUCAGAAACUGAUGAAGGACCUCUAUCAAUGCCAGCAGGACUUCCUGGCGGUGAUACGGAGGGAGGAGGACAGGUGGACAAAAGAGGUGCAGAAGGCAUGCCUCAACCAGCUGGGGAAGGCAUCCCUCGACCGGACCCCGCACCCGCCACUCACCGCGUUGGCCGAGUGCAUCCAGGAGCAGAAGAAGGUGCUCGAAGAGGUGAACGAGAUCUGUCGCCGCUCUUCUUCCAGUGACCUGACGUCGGCAGCGGCCACACGCGAGGUCAGGGGGAGAAAGGGUAAAUAUGUCACCGACAGGAUGGCUCACACUCUUGUGAUGAUGCAGUCCGGGCACUUCCGCUUCUGGCUCGAAGGAUACUUCCUCGAGGAGAGGCCGAUGCACCGCUAUGUCACCAAAGAGGUCAGAUCACCCAUGCACACAGAUACAGACAGAACGAGCAGGCCUUGUGUUGUUCGAUGCGAUGCACGCCUCAGGUGGUGGCUCUGGCCAGCCCGAUUGGCCGGAUGUUGGCGGCGGGCGUGCUGCCGGGGUGCGACGGGCUGACGAACAAGGCCAAGGAGGUGUUAGCGGUGGUGGAGGAAGAGGACGAGUUGGCGGAACAGAAGGCCAAAGAAGACAACGUACACCGGUAUGUAUGAAUGGAUCACACAUAUCAUAGACACACAUGACGGACGCAUGUAUGAUGGAUGCGAUGCCCCUACCUGUGUGUGUGUGUGUCUGCCUAUCUAUCUAUCAGAACGGUGUGUUCUCCCAUUGUCGGAGGGAAGCUGUACGUGGCGGGCUACCGCGUCGCAAGCAGCAAGGCGGUCAGCGAGUGCGAAAGAAGCAGCAACACUUGUGUGUCUUUCCUGCCUCUCAUUCCUGUGUAUGUGGCUGGGCUGAUGCAUGCACGCCGCGCACGUGUGAAUGAAUGGAUCAAUACAACAGUCCUUGGAUGCUGCUGGGAUCACGCACAUCAUAAACGCCGCUGCUGACGUGUGUGGCAGCCCCUUCCCCGACAAAUACCACUACCUCAACUACUUCCUGAAGGCAAGCCAAACCAAACGCUCCCUACACACACGACAGGCACAGAGAGAUAGAUGAGGCACGCCAGGCCACGCACAUGUGUUCCUAUGGCAAUCAAUCAUCAGGACACCAAGACCGAGGAGAUCAGCGUCUUCUUUUACAAGACCAUGGAGUGGAUACAGAACGCCAUUGUCCAUGGGGGUCGCGUCCUCGUACACUGCAGAGAGGGUGAGUAAGUACACCAAGGAAGGAACAAGGAAGGAACAAGGAAGGAAACAAACGAACGAAUAUGGAUGGGAUGGCAUUCCUUCGUCUCACACAGGUGUGUCGCGGUCCGCCACCCUUGCCACGGCCUAUCUGAUGUGGAGCCGAAAGUUGUCCUUCCAGGCGGCAUACGAGGCUGUGAGCAGCACAUGACAUUACACAACACGACACAACUCGCACCAUAGCAAGGCAGACAGGAACUGAUGAAUGAAUAGAUGGAUGGAUGGAUGCUUUGAUGCUUGCUUGCAAACCAGAUUCGGGCGUGCAGCUCAUCCCCAUGAACGCGGCAGGCGGUGCCAGGUACUGCAAUAUCAGCCUGGCCUUCUACAAUCCUCUUGUGGAGGAGCUGCAGGUGUAGUAUGCACACACACAAUACACCCGCUCUGGUCAAAUGUACGCGUGUGUGUUUGUGUGUAUGUAUGGGUGUCUUGGUCAUGGUCGGUCGGACAGCAGGGCAGCAGAGACGGCAGAGCAAUGCGGCAAGAAAGGGCAGCAAUCGCUGCUUACAUUUUAUAUUGGUUAUCUUGGACGCACUACAUCACACCAACACGUGCAGAGACACUGCGUGCUCACUGCACUGCAGACACACAUACAUGGUUGGGGAUCUGCUG
Vitrella brassicaformis is the source of this 4906-nucleotide messenger RNA. The record is from the annotation of a GenBank genome assembly. NCBI's taxonomy places the organism in Eukaryota, Vitrellaceae.